UCAUAUUAGAGUAAGCAUGGUGUAGCUAAGAAACUAUUUUCCACGAAAAAAGAACGGAAGGAGUUGCAAAGGUAUAAAGAAGAGAUUAGUAACAAAGUCCCUCUUUCUUCCCAUAAAAAGGCUUCGCUUUCAAGUUUCAUCAUCAGCGGGUUUAGAAAGUGAUUUUAUUUUUUUUUCAAUUCCUCGAACUCUCUUCGAAUCUACUGGAUUCCUCGAAACCCAAAACGCAUGUCCGAGUUCGGUCCGAUUUCUACUCAAAGAAAAAUAGUCUGUUGAACUGGUUUUGCAUUUUCCUCACACCAAGUUGUGCAUCAACAAACUCUCCAACAAUGAAUUUUCGACCAGAUAAGUCCGUUAGGUUUCACGACUGGAAAUCCGACAAGGCUUCCGACGUGGAAUACUCCGAGAGAACCGAGGUUCCAGAUGGUUUAUUCCGGAGGGCAAUAAGCUCAAUCUCAGACAAGUUACACGGAUGCUUCUUAAGGAUCAAAAUGUUCAGGAGGUCUUACUCUUUGAAAGAAACGGUUUCGAAAGGGAUUGAUUCCACUCACGAGAUACUUGACCCACAAGGAUCUUUCCUUCAGAAGUGGAACAAGAUCUUCGUUUUAGCUUGUAUCGUCGCUGUCUCCGUCGACCCUUUGUUCUUCUACGUACCUGUCCUCGACAAGGCCAAGAACUGUCUUGAUGUCGACAAGAAAAUGCAGACAACCGCAAGCGUAUUGCGCUCCAUCACCGACAUCUUCUACGCCAUUCACAUGGUUUUCCAGUUCCGUACGGGCUUCAUCGCUCCUUCUUCUCGUGUCUUUGGGAGAGGUGUUCUUGUUGAGAACAGGCGCGAGAUCGCUAAACGUUACUUGUCCUCUCAUUUCAUCGUCGACAUUCUUGCCGUGCUUCCUCUUCCUCAGAUGGUGAUUUCGAUAAUCAUUCCGAGUAUGAGAGAGCCCAAGACUUUGCACACGAAGAAUAUGUUGAAGUUCAUAGUCUUCUUCCAAUACAUACCGAGGUUUAUGAGAAUCUAUCCGCUCUAUAAGCAAGUGACUAGAACCUCAGGCAUACUUACAGAGACAGCUUGGGCAGGAGCUGCUUUUAACCUCUUCCUCUACAUGCUUGCUAGUCAUGUGUUUGGUGCUUUCUGGUAUUUGUUCUCUAUCGAGCGCAAAACCGUGUGCUGGAAGCAAGCUUGCGAGAGAGACAGGAGGAUCUGCGAAAUAGAUUCGUUGUAUUGUAGGGAGCCUCCCACUUUUGGAGACAACACUUUUCUCAAUGCGUCUUGUCCGGUUCUGGAAUGUAACGCAACACGUUUCGAGUUUGGGAUAUUCCUUGGCGCACUUCAGUCCGGUGUGGUGGAGUCUCAUGAUUUCCCUCUGAAGUUCUUUUACUGUUUCUGGUGGGGUCUCCAAAACCUCAGUUCGCUGGGACAAAACCUUAAAACAAGUACAUACAUAUGGGAGAACUGUUUCGCGGUCUUCAUUUCUAUCUCCGGACUGGUUCUCUUCUCGUUCUUGAUCGGGAACAUGCAGACGUAUCUGCAAUCAACAACCACAAGGCUGGAGGAGAUGAGAGUCAAGAGAAGAGACGCUGAACAAUGGAUGUCUCACCGUUUGCUCCCCGACAAUCUAAGGAAAAGAAUCCGACGAUACGAGCAGUACAAAUGGCAAGAGACCAGAGGCGUUAACGAAGAGAAUCUCCUUAGUAACCUCCCUAAAGAUCUUAGACGCGACAUUAAACGCCAUCUCUGUCUCGCCCUUGUCAUGCGUGUCCCUAUGUUUGAGCAAAUGGACGAGCAGCUUCUUGAUGCUCUAUGUGACCGUCUGCAACCUGUGCUGUACACAGAGGAAAGCUACAUCGUCAGAGAAGGAGAUCCUGUAGAUGAAAUGCUCUUCAUAAUGCGUGGGAAGCUUCUAACAAUGACAACAAACGGUGGAAGAACCGGUUUCUUCAACUCCGAGCAUCUCGGAGCUGGUGAUUUCUGCGGAGAGGAGCUUCUAACCUGGGCUUUAGACCCACACACAUCCACAAACCUCCCAAUCUCGACAAGAACCGUUCAAGCUCUCGUGGAAGUCGAAGCCUUCGCACUCAAAGCAGACAACCUCAAAUUCGUGGCUUCUCAGUUCAGACGUCUCCACAGCAAACAGCUGAGACAUACUUUCAGGUUCUACUCGCAGCAAUGGAGGACUUGGGCUGCUUGCUUCAUACAAGCCUUUUGGAGAAGAUGCGUGAAGAAGAGACUAGAGGAGUGUCUUAGACAAGAAGAGAACCGGUUGCAGGACGCUUUGGCUAAAGAAGCUUGUGGAAGCUCACCGAGCUUUGGUGCUACGAUGUACGCGUCACGGUUUGCUGCAAACAUCUUGCGGACUAUACGAAGGAGCGGUUCGGUGCGUAAACCGAGGAUGCUGGAACGAAUGCCACCUAUGCUACUACUUCAGAAACCAGCUGAACCGGAUUUCAAUAGUGAUGAUUAUAUGCGUAUAGUGCCGAUAUAUAAAAAUAGAAGUCUUUAAUAAAAUAUAUUAAAAGGAGUGAGCUUAGAGAUACAAAGCCUCCAUAUGAUGUUAUUAUUCUCUCUGUUACAGAGGUUUUAUAUAUGAUUGGAUAUAAUAAAACUGU
Brassica oleracea var. oleracea is the source of this 2607-nucleotide messenger RNA. Its product is annotated as cyclic nucleotide-gated ion channel 1-like. The transcript has 9 exons. Lineage: Eukaryota; Viridiplantae; Streptophyta; Magnoliopsida; Brassicales; Brassicaceae. The record is from RefSeq and is a predicted model, not a curated record. The coding region runs from base 330 to 2501 and encodes 723 amino acids. Gene Ontology annotation, cellular component: membrane. Gene Ontology annotation, molecular function: monoatomic ion channel activity. Gene Ontology annotation, biological process: monoatomic ion transport; transmembrane transport.